Rotaria sordida is the source of this 1707-nucleotide messenger RNA. NCBI's taxonomy places the organism in Eukaryota, Metazoa, Rotifera, Eurotatoria, Philodinida, Philodinidae. The record is from the annotation of a GenBank genome assembly.
AUGGGUGAAGUUAAUUCAAAUCAAUUAAAUACUAAUAGUGAUAUAACAAAAGUCGAUCCACAAGAAGAACAUUCAUCACUGUCAUCAUCAUCAUCAUCAACAUCAACUUUAUUUGUUUUUCAACCAUGUUUAAGCGAUGAUCGACCAGAAGAAACACUUCAUUAUCAAGUAAAAGCACCAUUAUGUAUAUCGCAACAAUAUGAAGAAGAAUUUUUUGAUCAUUUUCAUCUGAAUUAUUUUGGUGAACUUGAACGUGAAGGUUUAUUUUUAGCUUCUGUUCUGUCUAUUCGUACAAAACCAAAUGAAAGACAUAGAAAACCAUCAUAUUUUUAUUCAAUGACAACUGAUGACGAAAACCAACAUUUACUUCAAGCCAUUAUACGUACACUGGAUAACAACUAUGUUGUAUCGGAAAUAGUAAAUGUCAAAAAUGAAGGAAAUAUUUUACAAUUUCUAUUAGACAAGGCUAAAUUAUCACGUAUUUGUCAUGUUGAUCUUGUUCACGAUAUCAAAGCAAAUGAAAAAAUUCUUGAAUUCGACAAAUAUAAUGAUGACCAACUUUCGUAUAAAAUUAGUAUCCUUCAUCAACGUUUAAAUCAAUUAAAUGAAAUUGAAAUAUUAAGUAAUGAUAAAAUGUCGAUUGAAAUGGAAAAUUUUCUAAACUUAAUUAGUGAACUUGUUCAAUUAAAAAAUUUUAAUAAAUAUCGUGGUGAUCUUGAUACAAAAGCAGAUCAACAUGGAACUCAUUCUUAUUUUACCAUAUAUCAAAAUUAUCAAAUUAUGUUUAAUGUAGCACCAAUAAUUCCAUGUAAUAAAAAUGAUCUAGAAUUUAUUCAAAGAAAAAGUUUAAUUGGUAACGCAUUAAUAUGUAUUGUUUUUCAAGAAGAAAGUGAACUUUCAUUUACACCAGAUUUUUUUCUUGGAAAAGUAACACAAGUCUACAUUAUAGUCAAACCAAUUCAAAUCAAAUCUGAACUUUAUUACAAAAUUGAAAUUUGGCGUCGAGCUGAUAUUGAACCAAUAGUUGGUCCAUCGGGUGGUAUUUUUAAACAUGACGAAUCAUUUCGAGAUUAUUUUCUUACAUUAACUUUGAAAACAAUGGAUACUAUUUUAAAAAAAGAUUUUUUUCGUAAACGUUUUAUUGAACCAAGAUAUCAUUUGAAGAAUGAAUAUCUUAAAAAACUUUAUCAAAUGUUUUCUUCUUAUUCUAAAUAUGAUUUAUCAAUGUUAUGUGACAACAACAAUAAAAUAACUAUUGAAAAUUCCAGCAUAGGUGGAAAUAUAACGUCUAAAAAUCAUCGUCUUCGUGUGAUAGCAAAAAUAAUUGGAAAAUUAAAUACUAACAAUCGAUCAAAACAAUGCAUUCCAUAUACAGAAAAUAUGGAAGAAAUAAAUCCAUCAGACAAUACAAUAUCACCCAUAAUAACAAAACUAAAUCCUUGGAUAUCAUCUAAUGACAAAAUAAAAUCAAUUUCAUCUAUGAAAUCAAAUACUUUGCAUCCAAUCUCGCCAAUGAGAGUUCCAUCUCCAUUAUCACUAUUCCAUCGUAUUAUUCGCCAAGAAGAAGAAGAAGAUCCAACGUCAAAACAAUCAUCAGCAAAAACGAUGCCAUUAUUGGUUACAAAUAAAGCACAUUCUGUUGAAUCGAUUCCUGAAAUGCAAGAGAGAAAAACACAUAAUUUUGAUAAUAGUGAAAUAUUAAUCUAA